Panonychus citri (citrus red mite) is the source of this 1464-nucleotide messenger RNA. Its product is annotated as serum response factor homolog B-like. The record is from RefSeq and is a predicted model, not a curated record. NCBI's taxonomy places the organism in Eukaryota, Metazoa, Arthropoda, Arachnida, Trombidiformes, Tetranychidae. The coding region runs from base 232 to 1353 and encodes 373 amino acids. The transcript has 2 exons.
CCUUUCACUUGUCCUCCAAUACUCGGGUUUCUCUGUCUAUUUUGUGUCUUCCUCUGACUCGCGCUUUCUUUUUUGUCUUUCGCUGUUUCUUUUUCUCAUGUUUUCUCAUCUCUUCAUCAUCAUCAUAAACCAUUUCUAACGGACCUUUUAAUGCAUUGGAUUGUCUUUUUUUUGUGAUAAGAAAAAAGUCUUAAUUGUUUUGAUUUGAAAGAAAAAGUUAAAUUUGUUAUAAUGUACACUGGGCAUCAAAGGAAUUUAGGAAUCAAUCGUCAAGGAAAUGGUUCUGGUACCAAUCACAAUCAUCAUCAAUCAGGAAACGGGAAGAAUAGAUCGAUUGGCAAUAAUGGAGGCUGUGGAAAUAACAAUUCGAGAUUUUCUGGAAAUCCCAAGCUAAAUACCAAUACAAGUAAUAAUAAUCCUUCUGGAAGUAACAGUAGUGGCAAUAGUAGCAUUAGUAGCAAUACAAGCAGCAACAGUGGCGUCAACCAAUCACCGACUCCAUCGGUGUCAGGCCCAAGUGUAAAAAGUAAAGGUCAUUCAGACUCUAAUUGGAAUCAAUAUUGUCAAGAAUGGAAUCAAUAUAUCUUCAAAGGUCGUCAACACGGAAGAGAUGCCAACAGCCAUAACUCUACUCCUCAUAACCCAAAUAAUAGUAAUACGGGUCCAACUGAAGGUGCGAACAUUAGUCAAAACCCAGGGAUUCGAUUGACCUCUGGUCCAGAUAAGCGGAAUGUUCCAAUCAGUCCAAAUGUCCAAGGACCGGUUAAAGCAGAAGUUACUGGAGUAACUCUAAAAGAAAACUACCAAACAGUGGAAGGAGAAAAAAAAUUAAAUCCAGUCAAUGACUGUGAUCAAACUGCCAUGGUUAAACCAUACAUCUCUUACUCAAAUUCUAACCGAUACAAUUCGCGCGGUAAUUGGAGCAACCGUGGUGGUCGAGGCGGAGGAAAAGGCCGAGGCUUCAACAAUACUAAUCGAGGUGGAAUUGUUAAUCGUAGUUUAAUACAAUAUCCUCCCAGUGGAUAUUAUACUGCUCCUAUGCCAACUGGUCCAGGAUUAGGUGUACCUGUCGAUACUUUUGGUGGUUAUAAUUUCAUUUCUGUCGCCGCAACUCCCUUCCAAUAUGCUCCAUAUGUUUGCUGUGAACCUGAGUGUCAAUUAUGUCCUCCUGCUCAACCUUGUUAUUCCACACCCAAUGGACUAAUACCUCAGUAUUAUUCUCUACCUGCUGCCUUUCAAUACGUUCCUGUAUCAAUCGGUGGCCCCGAUGGUCUACAGCCAGGCGAAGUAGCACCAGCAUCUGGGCCUCCAUUGCCUCCAACAAUUGAAUCAAAUUUUGAAUUUGUUAAUUAAAAAAAUUACUAUUUUCUAAAAAAUCUCUUUUUGUUAAAAACUCUCAAGUUGAAUCUUUUUUAAUCUACCAUUAAAAAGAGUGAGAAAUCCUUUUUUUCAUAUAAACCAAAA